Messenger RNA from Phycomyces blakesleeanus NRRL 1555(-), 1662 nucleotides. RefSeq lists its product as hypothetical. Bases 1 to 1662 code for a protein of 553 amino acids. Gene Ontology annotation, molecular function: ATP-dependent protein folding chaperone; ATP binding. Lineage: Eukaryota; Fungi; Mucoromycota; Mucoromycetes; Mucorales; Phycomycetaceae. The transcript is spliced from 7 exons. The record is from RefSeq and is a predicted model, not a curated record.
AUGACUCUAGCAGAACAAUUUAACAUUCAAGACUACCCAAUUGUUAUUGGAAUUGAUUUUGGAACAACAUAUUCUGGGUGUGCAUAUUCACUUGCUAAUUCAGAAGAAGUAAUUGACAUUCAAAAAUGGCCAAAGCAAAACAAUAAUGUGUACCCCAAAACACCAACUCUGAAUUUUUAUCAAAACAAUACUAGUGUCAUGACUCAGUGGGGGAAUGCGGCUCGUAUAAUUAUGCAAAGACCAGCUUCCCGUAGCUCUGUUUUACUUAAGCAGUACAAGCUCUAUUUGGAUGAAAAUAUAGCUAAAGAUCUUCCUCCUCUUCCCAAUGGUCUGUCUAUUGUUGAUGCUAUUUCAGAUUACCUCCGCGCAUUUCAUGAACAUGCCAUGUCAGAACUCAAAAAAGCUAUUGCCACCAGUGAUAAAAGCCAAUGUCGUUAUUGUUUGACAGUCCCUGCAAUGUGGUCUGACAAGGCCAAAGGAACGAUGCGAGAAGCUGCCAUUCAAGCUGGUUUAAUCCAACCGUCAGAUCAUCGGGAUCGGCUGAUGUUAAUCAGUGAGCCCGAAGCAGCUGCACUUUAUUGCGAGAAAAAAUGUGAACAAUUUAAUCUUAAGCACAAAGACCGAUUCAUGAUUUGCGAUGCUGGGGGUGGCACGGUAGACUUGAUUGUGUUUGAAAUUGAUGAACGUGGUGGGAGACGACUAAGGGAAUGUAUUAAAGGACAUGGACAAUCUUGUGGAUCGGUCUUUCUAGACCGAAGAAUGCGCAAACUUUUAAAAAAGAAGUUCAAGGAGAACUUGGCUACUAUUCCUACGUCGGCCUUUGAUACAAUGAUGGAUAGCUUUGUGGACCUUAUCAAACCCCAGUUCGAUGGAAUCGAGGAGCAAUUCUUGUCUUUACCAGCCUCAAUCAAUAUUGGAUCAAUCAACAAUAGCUCUAUCGGGUUAGAGGAAGGCAUGCUGUGCAUUAGUGCAGCGGAGCUUAAGCAAGAAGUAUUCAAUCCUGUUAUAGACGAAAUCCUUUCCUUGGUGGAGAACCAACUCCAAAAGGCUGGAUCCCUUAAAGCUAUAUUCCUAGUUGGUGGGUUUGGAUCUUCCAAUUACUUAUUCAAACGUAUGCAAGACGAAUUUGGACAUGCUGUUCCGCUUAUUGCAGUUCCACCCCGUUGCGAACUGGCUGUAGUAAGAGGGGCAGUCUACUUUGGUAUGAAUCCUACAGUUGUAGCUUCUCGGGUUUCUCGUUGCUGGUACGGUAUCGACACUACAACUCUAUUUGAGGAUUCCAUUGAUCCCCCAGAAUACAAGCUUAUUCGGUCUGAUGGAAGUGUAAGAUGUGAUAAUCGAUUUUCUGUUUAUGUUAAUCGUGGGCAAUCUUUAGACACCGACUAUCAUGUUUCUAAAGAUUAUUAUGCGUACUAUCCUCAUCACACCAUAUGUACUUUAUAUGCUACUGCUGCCGAAGAGGCACCACGUUACACUACAAGCCCAGGAGUAUUUAAGGUAGCCAACUUUGAUAUUCCUAUGCCAGCUCUUACUGGAGUAGUAGAAGGAGAACAAGUUGGCUUAUCGAUUAAGAUGUAUUUUGGGGAAGUUGAACUACGAGUAGAAGCUGUUAUCCGUGGAAAAACUUAUGGAACUACAUGCACAUUUGAUCCUGAGUAUUAA